CCGCAGGUGUGUCCGCGCGACGUCAGCACAGGUAUCGGACGUGGAACGAGUUUCUGGGACAGUACGCAGCGCGCCUUCCCGGUAAAACCUCUCAUCCACUCCCGCCCACCGCCGUCUCAUGGACACACAGACACCUGCUCAAAAAUAUGGUGGAGACGUCUCUGGGUUCUGACAACAAGCCUUCAAGCUUUCGGAUUUCUACAAGGCGGGCUGGGACCGAUUUCUUCAUUUCUUAAGCUGGUGAACCCUGGCUUCAGGAGAAGGCGACAUGCACGGCACCUGGGCCGGAACAGGUAACGGGGGAGGCGGCGGCGGUGGCGGCGGUCUGCGCGGCUUCGCCAAGCUGGCCAACCGGCCUCCACCUAACCAGCAGUCGGGCUGCCGGGACCCGUGCGCCGAGAUCCCGCUCUGCCGCGCCAUCGUGACGCUCAUCCUGGGCGGCCUGCUCCUCAUAGCCGGCAUCGUCAUCACGGCGCUGCACUACUCGGGGCAGCUGCAAGGGGACGACACGGGGACCGUGGGACCGGUGCUGCUGUGUCUCGGCUUCGUGUUCUGUCUGCUCGGCAUCGUCUGGAUCCCCAUCCUCAGGCGGAAGGAGGCCCGGCGGCAAGGCACGGACUUUUACGAGGCGCAGGCCGAGCGAGUUCGGCUGGAGGCCGCCCGGCAGAAGGAGCUGGCAGAGACCGAGCGACUACACGGACGGAACCCGAUUGUUUAGAUCGUACAUCGGGAUCAA
Messenger RNA from Branchiostoma belcheri (Belcher's lancelet), 736 nucleotides. RefSeq lists its product as uncharacterized. Bases 269 to 718 code for a protein of 149 amino acids. The transcript is spliced from 2 exons. NCBI's taxonomy places the organism in Eukaryota, Metazoa, Chordata, Leptocardii, Amphioxiformes, Branchiostomatidae. The record is from RefSeq and is a predicted model, not a curated record.